Molecule: messenger RNA, 1421 nt
Organism: Drosophila pseudoobscura
Lineage: Eukaryota; Metazoa; Arthropoda; Insecta; Diptera; Drosophilidae
Product: transmembrane protein 135-like
Exons: 3
Coding region: 1-1368 (455 amino acids)
Source: RefSeq, a predicted model, not a curated record
AUGGCAGCCCAAAGUAAACUUCUUGAAGCAGCCUUCGAGUGCAGCUGCCACGCGUAUGUGCAUCCAUGGACCUCCAGUUGUGCCGCUGCGGCAGCAGGCAUGAUGCUGGCUGAGGUUGCCCCUAGUUUUCGCACUUACUCGACCGUGUAUUUGCUCGCUUUGAUCAUGAGGAUGCGUGUUCCUAGGCUGCAGGACCUUUGGCGAACUCUUACCGGCAUUCUCCAGUCGACUGCCUUCCUCUCCAUGAAUGGAGGGCUUUUCAUCUUCGCCGUGUGCCUACUGCGACAGCUUCUGGGUCGCUUCUACUUCCCAACGGUGGCUUUUUUGCCCUCGUUCUUGUCCAGCUGGUUGUCCAUCGCCGUAGAGCGCCCGGAGCGUCGUACUCCAUUGGCCAUGUACGUGGCCAAUGUGGGCAUCGAGACCGUGUGGAAGAUGCUCGAAUCGAGGGGUUGGGUCCGCUCCCUUCCCAAUGGACAGGUGCUAAUCAUGGGCCUGAGCAUCACCGCUCUGAUGUUCCUGUACCGUUUGGGCCUUCACAAAACGGUGGCCAAGGAUGCCACCUUUAAGGGCCUGAGUGUGAUUCUUGGCAAGGAGGAGGAAGGUCCGCUCAAGACCCCCACUGUCACCACUACACAAAGCUCCCGGCAGCGUCCUCUGAACUUUCAGAGUAUUUCCGCGUAUGUGCAGGUGUACGAUCGCCUGAGGACCGCCAAACAUCCCAGUUGUCCGCAUCGGCAAGGCUGUGCUCCGUACGCUCUCUACGGAGGAUUGAAACCGUUCCUGGGCGGCCUGGGUCUGCAGGUUGGACUGAAGCUACUGCUCAACAUAUCCAAGAUUGUUAAUAUGAAGAUGCAGUGGCGCAAACAGAUCUUCAACAAGGGUUCUCUACAGCUGGGACUGGCUCUGGGUAGCUUUUCAUUGCUUUACAAGACAAUUUCCUGUGGUCUGCGGCACACCUGCGGCCAUGACAACGCUCUCUUUGCCAUUCCAGCUGGCUUGAUUGGCUCCAUUGGUCUGCUCCGCUUUCCCAAUACCACAGUGGCCAUGUAUCUGAUGUGGAAGACCCUCCAGCUGCUGUACAACUGGGGCAUUGCCGAGGGCAAGCUCCCAGAAGUGCCAUACUUCAAUACGAUCAUGUAUGGCUUCUUCACGGGCGUGCUCUUCCACGCGGCCAUCCUGGAGGCACGUACCCUCCGACCCAGCUACUACAACUUCCUCAUGAAGAUCUCCGGCAACCGGAUCAGUCGCUUCAAUGUGCUGCCCUUCCAGGCGUACGGUCUGAAGAGCCAGGAUCAGAUCAACUAUGUGAUCAAGAAACUGAAAAUAGACAUGACAUCGCCUUUCCCCAUAUAUCCCCUCACUGUUUAAGAUGGAGUUCCUGGAUCAAAAGUUCAAAUAAAAUGCAAUAAAACUUUAAAUUA